GGGCGGGGCUGCGCGCGCCAGGUCAGUGGCUUCACCGUGGCAGCCGCAGCUGGGGCGCGAGUGGCGGCAGAAGGCGGGCGGUAGGGCGUGAGGGCCAGCGGGAACGCGCGCGUGCUGGCAGCCGAGGUCCCUCAGGAAGCAGGGGAGCGCCCAACGCCGCCCCGCACGCGCCGCCCGACGCCGGCGGCGCGCGCGAGGGCGGGGGAGGUGCGCGCGUGUGUGCGAGUGAGUGUGUGUGUGUGUGUGUGUGUGUGUGUGUUGGGCUUGGGUGCGGAGCGUGAGCCGUCAGUGCUCGGGUACCGGUUACCCCGCCGUCUUCCACAUCCUCCGUCGCUCCCUGCUCCUUCCCACGACCCUACAGUGUCCUCCCACGGGCGCAAAACGAACAAGAGCGUUACGGAGCAGGUGUGGGGGGGUGGGGGGAGGUGGAGAGGAAGGGUAGCACCAGACAAAAGGGGCGCCGGGGUCAGCCCGCCAUGGCCUCCCGGAGCCUGGGGGGCCUGAGCGGGAGCCGCUGCGGGGGCGGCGGCGGCGGCAAGAAGAGCCUGAGCGCCCGCAAUGCUGCGGUGGAGAGGAGGAACCUGAUCACCGUGUGCAGGUUUUCAGUGAAGACCCUGAUUGAUCGGUCCUGCUUUGAGACAAUUGAUGAUUCUUCUCCUGAAUUUAACAAUUUUGCAGCUAUUUUGGAACAGAUUCUCAGUCACCGGCUAAAAGAGAUAUCCCAAAGUUGCAGAUGGCUGGCUCAUCUCCAAAUACCUCUUCAAGGUCAAGUAACCUGGUUUGGUUAUGAAAGUCCUCGUAGCUUCUGGGACUAUAUCAGAGUGGCUUGCCGGAAGGUUUCACAGAAUUGUAUCUGCAGCAUUGAAAAUAUGGAAAAUGUCAGUUCCUCUAGAGCUAAGGGUAGAGCCUGGAUUAGAGUAGCACUCAUGGAAAAACAUUUAUCUGAAUACAUCUCUACAGCUCUGAGAGACUUCAAAACAACCAGGCGAUUUUAUGACGAUGGAGCAAUUGUCUUGGGCGAGGAAGCGAAUAUGCUUGCUGGCAUGCUGCUUGGACUCAAUGCCAUUGAUUUCAGCUUCUGCCUCAAGGGAGAGGGAUUGGAUGGAAACUUUCCUGCUGUAAUAGACUACACACCAUAUUUGAAGUUUACCCAGAGUUCUGAUAGUAUCAGCAGUGACGAGGAAGAACUGAGGACUUUGGGAAGCAGUGGUAGUGAAAGCAGCACUCCAGAGAAUGUCGGGCCUCCUUUCAUCAUGGAUGAGAAUAGUUGGUUCAACAAGUGUAAGAGAGUUAAACAAAAGUAUCAGCUAACCCUGGAACAGAAGGGUUAUCUUGAAGAACUCUUACGACUUAGAGAGAACCAGCUGUCUGAAUCUGUCUCCCAGAAUAAAAUACUGCUUCAAAGGAUUGAAGAUUCUGAUCUGGCCCAUAAACUGGAAAAGGAACAAUUAGAAUAUAUAAUUGUGGAGCUUCAAGAUCAGCUGACUGUGCUAAAGAAUAAUGAUUUAAGAUCAAGACAAGAGUUAACUGCCCACCUCACCAACCAGUGGCCUUCCCCAGGAGCUCUGGAUGUCAAUGCUGUUGCCUUGGAUACGUUGCUUUACCGAAAACACAAUAAACAGUGGUAUGAAAAAAGUUAUCAAAGUCUUGACCAGUUAUCAGCUGAAGUUAGCCUUUCUCAGACUUCGCUGGAUCCAAGUCAUUCACAAGAAGGAGAUGGAAAACAAGACACGUUAAAUUUAAUCACUGAAGGUAAAGAAGAUACUCCCUCAUUACUCGGUCUCUGUGGGUCUCUAACAUCAGUGGCAAGUUACAAAUCACUAACAAGUCUCAAAUCUAAUGACUACCUUGCAAGUCCCACAACAGAGAUGACAAGUCCAGGCCUAACUCCAUCCUGAAAAAUUUUAUGUAAAAGCCAGAAGUUUUUAUGUUGCAAAUGUUCUAUUUACAUAAGUUUGACUGCUGGGGAAAACCUUUGGAAUUUUAUAUUGUUCUGGCACAUGUAUGGAAUCCUAUUGCUUCUUUUAGAGAAUUCAGUCUAUUUCAUGUGCCCUUCUGAGUGAAAAAAAAUGAUCCUGCCAUUUUCAUUUUAAGAUUCUUACAUUUGUCACUGAGGAAGUUUAAAUAUGAAUAGGCUUAAAAAACUUUCAAAUAUCCUUUAAAUUAAUAACCCAUUGUAAACGGUGAUGUAUAUUUAUUUAGCUGAUUUUCAUGUAUUUAAAUGCAUCAUCAUUGCCAGGCUGAGUUGAAGGUUUUAUUCUAGAGACAUGUAAGUUUUUUCUUUUACUCUCUUAUUCAAUGAUUUUCUAAAAAUGACAUGUUAAUUUCAUUUUUUCAUUAAUUUCUUCCUAUAUUCUGAUGUUUAAAUGCCUUGUUUUUAAUAUGAGGAGGAAAUUCUUGGCUGGUUUCAUAGUGGCUUAUUCAGUUUUGGCAUCAAAAUUCCAUUAACAUUUUAUAAAUUUUGUAGGAAUGUGCCUUUAGGCCAUCACUAAAUUUAUGAGGGUCAUAUGGGAAGUAUUUUACAGCAUUUCGGUAAAGUGGAUAAAUUUCUUAUCUUUAUUUUCCCCAAGAUUUUCUUAAGAGGUUACAUAAAAAUAUCAAGUAUUCCUCAAUAGUUAGAAAACAUUUAAAAAUGUACAAUACUUCUUGAAAAAAACUCCAGGUUGAUUUAAGGAUUUGAGAUCUUUAAAGUAAGGAUUAGUAAUCACCACACUAAAUAAUCUGACAUAAUAGGGUUGUUUUGUUGUCCCUUGUGUGCAACAAUGAACCAUGCCAUGUUAACGUUAAAAAUCCCUACACUUCUACUAAAGUUAGUUUUCUUUUUUGAAAAGUUAUGUGCUAUAAACUUUUUGCAGUUUUUGCAACUAUAUAUUUCAUCCAUAAAAAUCCCACCAUACCGAAAGAAAAAAAAAUGUAUGAAGUAUAUUUUCUAUAGUAAGUAAUAUGAGGAAAACACGAUCAGUUGUGCCAAAGAAGUUUUCUAUAUUGUUUACAUGAAGAGGACACAAUACUUAAUGGGGACUUUGUAUGCUAUUUUUGUUUACUAAGAAAACAUUACAUUCAAACUUAGGAGCUUGGACAUAACAGGAAGAAUGUUCCUCCUACAGCGAUUUCUUUUAUUCAGAGGAGGCAAGAAGAGCGCUGAACUUACUACAUCGUCCUUCGCAUUAGAAAUGUGUAGGAGUGUGGUGGUUCUCUGCAAUACUUAGAGCUUUAUUCUCAUAAUUUGGAAUUUAAGAUAAAUAAUAAGAAGGCUAGUGUUCUAUGUAAGACACUUUAAGCAAUGUUAUUUCAGGGACAGAGGAGGCCUGGAAGCUGUUAAAAUAAGUUAUCCUAGAUGUACCAGAACAUAUUCAGAGCUUUAUUCCUUUAGCUUAAGGCUUUAGUACUUGUAAAAAUGCAAAUAUUCUUGAAAAUUGGUACUUUUACCUGCUCUUAAUUAUGUAUACCUUAUUAUGAGUGAGGUAUCCAAAGCAAUUUUUAAUGAGCAUGGGGCUGGAAGGAAGAUAUAAAAUGAGGACAGUGGCAACACUGGGAGAAGAGAGUAAGAAAUGGCUAAGUUGGGGAACUUGAAAAAUUUGAAGCUGGCUUCUUAAGCACUAUUGCUGCUUUCCUAAAAAACGAUCAGAAUGUGUAAAAUGUUUUAUCAUUCACAGUCCACUCUGAACUGACAUUUAUUAUUCCUCAGUGAUUUAAAACAAUCAUUGUUAAAUUUUUUCCAUACAUUUUUAUAAUACAGAAAGGAAAUUCAAGAUUCCAUAAUGGAUAAUUUUCCAGAUUUGUCUAAUGCAUUCAGUAACCUGUGCAUCUUCACAUGCUGCUAAAUGCAGAUUUAAACAUGACAUCUGAGGAUCAUGACUUUUCCUCCUUUCUUGGAGCUCUUGGUACAAAAUUCAUCUGCUGAUGUGAAUUCAGGUUUCUGUACAGUUCAUUUCACACUUGUUAUAUACGUAAUGUCUGCAUGAGGAAACAAUGUAUGUCUCAAUCUUUAAUUUUAGGUGGUAGUAUUUAUUGUUUACACACCCUAUCCAAAAUAGAAUGCUGAAUUAUAUGCUGAUAUUUCCAUGUGUAUUUUGUUGCCUUGAUGUACUAUACUUGUUGCAUGUAUAUUAAACGUUUUGUACUAUG
Molecule: messenger RNA, 4128 nt
Organism: Leopardus geoffroyi (Geoffroy's cat)
Lineage: Eukaryota; Metazoa; Chordata; Mammalia; Carnivora; Felidae
Gene: RUNDC3B
Product: RUN domain containing 3B
Exons: 12
Coding region: 477-1898 (473 amino acids)
Source: RefSeq, a predicted model, not a curated record